This is a messenger RNA of Dromiciops gliroides (monito del monte), 10680 nucleotides long. RefSeq names its product laminin subunit alpha 3 (gene LAMA3). Gene Ontology annotation, biological process: cell adhesion; regulation of cell adhesion; regulation of embryonic development. Gene Ontology annotation, cellular component: basement membrane. The transcript is spliced from 78 exons. Bases 1 to 10335 code for a protein of 3444 amino acids. Gene Ontology annotation, molecular function: signaling receptor binding. Lineage: Eukaryota; Metazoa; Chordata; Mammalia; Microbiotheria; Microbiotheriidae. The record is from RefSeq and is a predicted model, not a curated record.
AUGGCCAGGGUACGGAAAAGGACCCCAGCAGCUGCUCCAGCGCCCUGGUGGCUCCCGUGGCUUUUCCUCCUAACGUUGUCUCCCCUUUCCGCGGCCGCCGCUUCUCCCGAGCCGGAGACCGGCUUCAGCCUCCACCCGCCCUAUUUCAACCUGGCGGAGGCGGCCAGGAUCUCGGCCACAGCUACCUGCGGGGAAGAGCCCGGGGGCGGGAGGCCCCGGCCCGAGCUCUACUGCAAACUGGUGGGGGGUCCCAUCGCCUCCACCACCGGCCACACUAUCCAGGGCCAGUUUUGUGACUACUGUAACUCUGGGGAUCCCAAUAAAGCUCACCCAGUAACCAAUGCAAUUGAUGGGACUGAACGUUGGUGGCAAAGCCCUCCUCUGUCCUUGGGCUUACAGUACAACAAAGUCAAUGUUACUCUUGAUCUGGGACAGCUUUUCCAUGUGGCCUAUGUGCUCAUCAAAUUUGCAAAUUCUCCUCGUCCUGAUCUCUGGGUCCUGGAAAGAUCAGUAGACUCCGGAAGAACUUACUCACCUUGGCAGUUUUUUGCCCACUCUAAAGUAGACUGUUGGGAGCAGUUUGGGACAGUGGCCAACAGGCCUAUCACUGAAGACAAUGAUGUUAUCUGCACCACCGAAUAUUCUAGGAUUGUACCACUGGAAAAUGGAGAGGUUGUGGUUUCUUUAGUAAAUGGUCGUCCAGGAGCGAAAAACUUUACUUUCUCUCCUACUCUGAGAGAAUUUACAAAAGCAACCAACAUCCGCUUGCGUUUUCUCCGGACCAAUACCCUGCUUGGACACCUGAUUUCUAAAGCUCAGCGAGACCCAACAGUCACUAGAAGGUAUUACUACAGUAUAAAGGACAUCAGCAUUGGUGGAAGAUGUGUCUGCAAUGGCCAUGCAGAAGUGUGCAGGGCCAAAGGUCCUGAAAACCUGUUUCAGUGUGAAUGCCAGCAUCACACCUGUGGGGAGAGCUGCGACCACUGUUGUGCUGGCUACAACCAGAAGCAGUGGCAGCCAGCAACAGCUGGGAGGACUAAUGAGUGUGAAGCUUGCAACUGCCAUGGUCAUGCCACAGACUGUUACUAUGAUCCUGAUGUUGAGAGGCUUAAGGGAAGUUUGAACAUCCAUGGUAUUUAUGAAGGUGGAGGAGUCUGCAUUGAUUGUCAGCAUAACACAGCUGGUGUAAACUGUGAAAGGUGCGUUCAAGGUUAUUACCGUCCUUACAACGUUCCAGUAGAAGCACCCCAUGGCUGUAUGCCCUGCAGCUGUAACCCUGAGUAUACAGAUGGUUGUGAACAGGGCACAGGUCGCUGCUUUUGCAAGUCGAAUUUCCAUGGGGAAAACUGUGAGCGCUGUGCUGAAGGAUUCUACAACUUCCCAUUUUGCCAGCGAAUUCCUAUUUAUCCUGUUUCUACUCCAAGACCAGGAGCUUCCACUGCUGCUGGAGAAAUAAAAGAUGGUUGUCCGCCAGGAUUCUUUGGAUAUCAGUGCCAAGCUUGUCAGUGCUAUGGCAUAGGGGCAUUACCUGGUGACUGUGAUAGGAAGACUGGACAGUGCUUCUGUCAACCUGGGUUUCAUGGUUUCUCUUGUGAAGAGUGUGCAGUUGGAUAUUUCCACUACCCCUUCUGUCAGAGAUGUGAAUGUAAUGCAGUUGGUGUUGUCCCUGAAAUAUGCGAUUUCCAGGGAAAGUGUCUUUGCCGCUUUGGAGUUGAUGGUCCGAAGUGUGACCGCUGUAGUUCAGGUUUCUAUUCUUUUCCUGCUUGUCAGGAGUGUAACUGUGACCCUCUUGGCUCCCAGGAUGGUGCCUGUGGACCCAGAGGCCAGUGCCGCUGCUAUCCCAAUUACGCUGGCCUGAGCUGCAACCAGUGUGCCCCCGAGUACUACAGCUAUCCCAGUUGCUUUCCUUGUCAGUGUUCAUCCCUUGGUUCGUACCAGACUACAUGUGAUCCAGUCACUGGGCAGUGUGAAUGCCGACCGGGGAUUACAGGACAACUGUGUGAUCAGUGUCUUUCAGGAGCCUAUGAUUUCCCCCACUGCCAAGGUUUCAGUAGUGAAUGUGACCCUGUUGGUACCAUUGAUUCCAGUUCUGGGUAUUGCCAAUGCCAGCUUUAUGUCGAAGGUCCUACCUGCAGCAUCUGCAAGCCAUUAUACUGGAAUCUGGCAGGGGAAAACCCUGAUGGAUGUUCAGAAUGCCAGUGCGACGUGACUGGAACAUUAAGUGGCAUUGGAGAAUGUGAGCAGAGAGAGGGUGGAUGUUACUGUAAGCCUCACGUCUGUGGUGAUUCCUGUAAUACCUGUGAAGAUGGUUAUUUUGCUCUGGGAGACAGCAAUUACUUUGGGUGCCAAGGAUGUCAGUGUGACAUUGGGGGAUCUGUCAACUUUAUGUGUGAUGACCUUUCUGGAGCCUGCCAAUGUAGGGAACAUAUCGUGGGCAAGUCGUGCCAACAGCCAGAAAAUAACUAUUAUUUCCCUGACUUACAUCACAUGAAAUUUGAAAUUGAAGAUGGCAUGACACCUAAUGGAAGAGGUGUUCGAUUUGGCUUUGAUCCUUUGGAAUUUCCUGAUUUCAGUUGGCGGGGCUAUGCUCAGAUGACCCCAGUACAGAAUGAAGUGAAGGUAACAUUAAAUGUGGAGAAAUCCAACCAAUACUUAUUUCGUGCUGUUCUGAGAUAUAUUAACCCUGGAAUUCAAACAGUGUUUGGGCACAUAACUAUUUCUCGGCCCCGGUCUAAGGCAGGCGCUGUUCAAAGCAAAGAGAUUGUCUUUCUGCCUAGCAAAGAGCCUGCUUUUGUCACUGUCCCAGGAAGUGGUUUUGCGGAUUCCUUUUCUCUCACUCCAGGAACAUGGACUGUUACUAUAAAGGCUGAGGGCAUCCUUCUGGAUUACCUGGUACUACUACCCAGUGACUAUUAUGAAGCUUCGAUCUUGCAGUUACCAGUUACAGAGCCCUGCGCCUAUUCAGGACCUAUCGAAAAGAAUUGCUUGCUCUAUCAGCAUUUACCAGUGACCAGAUUUGCCUGUGCUUUGGCUUGUGAAGCCGAACGCUUCCUGCUUAAUGGAAUGCCGAGAGCCUUGGCAACCCGGAAGCCCACCCCUGACCAUCCCAUCAUGGCUGACAUCAGCGGGAGAGAGGUUGAGUUGCAUCUGACCCUGAGCAUUCCUCAGGUUGACCACUACGUGAUAGUACUAGAAUAUACCAAUGAAGAUGAUCAGCUCUAUGUUGCCGAUGUGUUCAUCAACAGCCCGAGUUCUUCAUCAGCGGGUCGUGUGAACAUAUAUAGCUGUAAAUACAGGUUCCUCUGCCGGAGUUUCGUGGUGGAUGACCUGAACCGUGUUGCUGUGUAUGAACUCUUAGCAGAUGCAAGGAUCCAUCUGAAGGCCCACUCAGCCCACUUCCUUCUGCACCAGAUUUGUAUUAUACCAAUGGGAGAAUUCUCUACAGAAUAUGUGAAACCCAGUGUACACUGCAUUGCCAGUUAUGGGCGAUUUGUUAAUCAAAGUUCCUCCUGUGUCCUUUUAGCACAUGAAACUCCUCCAACAGCCUUAGUUUUGGAUUCACUAAGUGGUGGAAUGCUUCCCUUCAUGCCCCGGGAUCCCUUGCGUUCUGAAUCUGUGUUCCAGGGAGUCAUUCUGAAGCAGCCGCAGAAUCAAGUUACCUUGAAUGGAAGAGUGUCACACCCGGGCCAGUAUGUAUUCAUUGUCCACUUUUGUCAGGCGGAUCAUCCCACAUUUCCUGCACAGGUGGUUGUAGAGGGAGGGCAGCUGUGGUCAGGUUCUUUCAGUGCCAAUUUCUGCCCUCAAGUGUUUGGCUGCCGGAACUUAGUGAUUUCAGAGGGCCAAAGUAACCUGGACCUCCGUGAACCAGAGUUCUCAGUGACUGUGAAGGUUCCAGAUGGAAAAUCCUUGAUGCUGGGCCAAGUCCUAGUUGUUCCAGCAGAGAAUUAUGGCUACAACAUACUUCACAAGAAGUCAGUGGACAAGUCAUUUGAUUUUAUCAAUAAUUGUGGAGGAAACAGUUUUUAUAUUGACCCUCUGACGUCAUCAAGAUUCUGUAAGGACUCUGCCCGAUCCCUGGUCGCUUCCUAUAACAAUGGAGCCCUACCCUGUGAUUGCCAUGUGAUGGGGGCUGUCAGCCCUACGUGUAACCCGGAGGGGGGCCAGUGCCAGUGCCGGCCCAAUGUCAUUGGUCGUCAAUGUACCCGAUGUCAAACUGGCUACUACGGUUUCCCAUUCUGCAAAUUGUGCCACUGUGGCCAGCGCCUUUGUGAUGAGAUGACUGGAAAGUGCAUCUGCCCCCCUCACACAAUCAAGCCUCAGUGUGAAGUAUGUGAGAAGCAGUCAUUCAGUUACCACCCAUUGGUUGGGUGCAAAGGCUGCAACUGCUCCAGGAUAGGAGCUGUAAGUGCCACAGCUCCAGAGUGCGACAGAAACAAUGGACAAUGCAGAUGCAAACCCAGAAUAAUAGGACGUCAGUGUGAUCACUGUGCUUCCGGGUUCUACCGAUUCCCUGAAUGUAUUCCUUGCAAUUGCAACCAAGAUGGGACUGAGCCAGCAGUCUGUGAUCCACGGACAGGUGUCUGCCUCUGUAAGGAAAAUGUAGAAGGUGCAGAAUGUAAUGUUUGCCGGAAGGGGUCAUUUUACUUGGACCCCACCAAUCCAAAGGGAUGUACCAGCUGCUUCUGUUUUGGAAUAAGUGACCACUGUCGUAGUACAAAUAAGCGGAGGGCUAAGUUUGUUGACAUGAUAGGUUGGCGCCUAGAGACAGUGGAUCAAAUGAACAUCCCCAUCACAUUCAACCCAGGCAGUAACAGUGUGGUCGCUGAUGUUCAGGAGCUGCCUUCCUCGGUCCACAGCGUAUACUGGAUAGCACCACCAUCCUAUUUGGGGGACAAGGUUUCUUCAUAUGGUGGCUUCCUGACUUACCAAGUAAAAUCCUUUGGCCUACCCAGUGAAGGCAUGAUUCUCCUGGAGAAGAGACCUGAUGUGCAGCUUUCGGGACAGCAAAUGACUAUUGUCUACAUGGACCCAAACAACCCCCUGCCGGACCGACGGUAUUAUGGGCGAGUUCAGCUGGUUGAGGGAAACUUCAGGCAUGUCAGCAGCAAUAACCAGGUAUCUAGAGAAGAGCUGAUGAUGGUCCUGUCUAGACUGGAUGGCUUACACAUCAGAGGCCUCUAUUUUACUGAGACUCAGCGGUUAACCCUCAGUGAGGUGGGGCUGGAAGAAGUCACCAGUACAGGAAGUGGAAGCAUUGCAUACAAUGUAGAGAUAUGUUCCUGCCCCCCUGACUAUACUGGUGAUUCAUGCCAGGGUUGCAGCCCUGGAUAUUAUUGGGACAACAAGGGUUUCUAUACAGGACGGUGUGUUCCCUGCAAUUGUAAUGGACAUUCAAAUCGGUGCCAGGAUGGUUCAGGAACCUGUAUUAACUGUCAACAUAACACUGCUGGUGCAAACUGUGAGCGAUGUAAAGAGGGUUACUAUGGAGACGCCCUACAGGGUUCCUGUCAGGUCUGCCCAUGCCCUCAUACAAACAGUUUUGCUACUGGCUGUGUUGUGAAUGGUGGAAAUGUGAAAUGUUCCUGUAAACCUGGAUACGUGGGAGCCCAGUGUGAAAGAUGUGCACCAGGAUAUUUUGGGAAUCCCCAGAAAUUUGGAGGUAGUUGCCAACCAUGCAAUUGCAAUAAUAAUGGCCAGUUAACCAGCUGUGAUCCACUGACUGGAGAUUGUAUCAAUCAGGAACCCAAAGAUGGAGGUCCCGAAGAAUGUGAUGACUGUGACAGCUGCGUAACCACUCUCCUGAAGGACCUGGGAACGAUGAAUGAUGAGCUUCGUCUGAUCAAAUCUCAGCUCCAUAGUACCAGUGCCAAUGCCGCCACUCUGGAGCAGAUGAAGCACUUGGAAACCCAGACCAAAGACCUGAGGAAUCAUUUGCUCAACUACCAAUCUGCCAUUUCAAGUCAUGGAUCAAAAGUAGAUGCCCUGGAAAAAGAUCUGAACAGUCUGAAUCAGGACUUUGAGACCCUGCAAGAAAAGGUUCAAAUAAAUUCAGGAAAAGCACAGACAUUACAUAAUAGUGUCGCUCAGACGAGCCAAAAUGCAAAACAGCUGGACACCAAAAUACAAACUGUCAUCAGGGACGUUCAUGUUCUCCUAAAACAGAUCUCUGGGACAGAUGGUGAUGGAAACACCUUGCCCUCCGGUGACUUUUCCAGGAAACUGGCUGAAGCUAACCGUAUGAUGAAGGAAAUGAGAAAUCGAGACUUUAGAGAGCAACUGAGAAAAGCGGAAGCUGAAAAAAGAGAGGCACAGCUCUUGCUGAAUCGUGUUCAGAGUAGCCUGAAAAACCACCAGGCAGAGAACCACGAACUUGUGAAAAUUGUACGAGAUUCUCUAAAUGAAUAUGAAGCCAAAAUCAAUGACCUGCGAAAAGCUCUGCAAGAAGCCACCCUCCAAACAAAGCUAGCCAAUGGUCUCAAUCAAGCUAAUGAUCGAGCCCUGGAAGACUUGAAGAGACGGAUUAAUGAAAUGAGCUCCCUACAAGGUCAAUUCACUAAGUAUCUCAACACUGCUGAAUCAUCUUUGCUGCAGACCAAUAGUGUUCUUCAACUGAUGAAGAAAAGUCAAGAGGAAUACAAGAUGUUAGCAUCAAAUUUAAAUGAAGUAAGGCAAGAAUUGAGUGACAAAGUGAAGGAUCUUUCCCGCUCAUCUAGCAAAGAAUCUCUAGUGGUGGAGGCAGAGAAUCAUGCCCAAUCUCUACAAAAGUUAGCAAAGCAAUUGGAAGAGAUCAAGAGGAACACCAGUGGUGAUGAGCUGGUGCGCUGUGCUGUGGACGCUGCCACAGCCUAUGAAAACAUCAUCAAUGCAGUGAAAGCUGCUGAGGAUGCCGCCAACAAGGCAGUGAGUGCAUCGGACUCUGCCCUACAGACUGUAGUGAAGGGAGACCUGCCUGGAAAAGCCAAGAUAUUGAGCUCCAACAGUGAUAAACUACUAAGGGAAGCAAAGACCACACAAAAUAGAUUAUACCAAGACAUCAGUCCAGCUCUGGAUAGCCUGCGGGACACCUUGGAUAUUGUUACAACAAAGAAGGGCUUAAUACAAACGGACCUCACUACUGUCCAGGAUGAUCUUCGUGGAAUAAAUCGAGAUGACAUUGACAGAAUGACCAGCAGUGCCAAGAGUCUGAUCAGAAAUGCAAAUGACAUAACAAACAGUGUGUUGGAUGGUCUGAACCCCAUUCAGACAGAUGUGGAAAGAAUCAAGGGCACCUAUGGAAGUGCUCGGAGUGAAGACCUCAAUGAGGCUCUGAGUGAUGCAAACAAUUCAGUGAAGAAAUUAACCAGCAAGAUACCAGAUCUCUUAAGCAAGAUUCAGAGUAUCAACCAACAGCUCUUGCCACUGGGCAACAUCUCAGACAAUGUGGACCGAAUAAGAGAGCUCAUUCAGCAGGCCAGAGAUGCUGCGAAUAAGGUUGCUGUUCCAAUGAGGUUCAAUGGCAAGUCUGGAGUUGAAGUUCGACUGCCAAAUGACCUUGAAGAUUUGAAAGGGUACACAUCUCUCUCUUUGUUUCUUCAAAGACCUGAAUCCAGAGAAGAUGGUGGGGAUGAAGACAUGUUUGUAAUGUACUUGGGCAAUAAGGAUGCUUCGAAGGACUACAUAGGCAUGGCAGUAAGAGAUGGCAAACUAGUUUGUGUCUAUAACUUGGGAGACCAGGAAGCUGAAACCCAGAUGGACUCAAUUAUGACUAAGAGUUUAACUCAAGAGGCAAUUAUGGAUCGAGUGAAAUUUCAAAGGAUCUUCCAGUUUGCAAAACUCAGCUAUUUUAAAGAAGCCACAUCCAGUAAGCCGAAACCUCCUGAUUUCUAUGACAUGGAUAGUGGGAAUGGAGACGUUCUUCUCAAUUUGGACCCUGAAAAUGUUGUCUUUUAUGUCGGAGGCUAUCCACCCAAUUUCAAGCUUCCUCGUGAACUAAAAUACCCUCCCUACAAGGGCUGCAUUGAAUUAGAUGACCUCAAUGAAAAUGUCCUAAGCCUGUACAACUUCAAAAAGACUUUCAACCUCAAUACGACAGAAGUGGAGCCUUGUAGAAGGAAAAAGGAGGAGUCUGACAAAAAUUUUUUCGAAGGCACAGGCUAUGCACGGGUUCCAACACAACCCAGUACUCCUUUUCCAACCUUUCUACAGACAAUUCAGACUACUGUAGAUGAAGGCUUAUUGUUCUUUGCAGAACACCGGGAUUUCUUCAUAUUGUUAAGUAUGGAAAAGGGAUAUACCGUGUUGCGAUACAAGCUAAAUUCAAAUCCUCCAGAGGAAAGAAGAACUGGAGUACUCAUAAAUGAUGGAACAGAUCAGAUGAUUACAAUCAGGAUGGGGAAAAACCAAAGGCUUCUACGAGUAACUGUUAAUCAGUCAUCCACUGAAGUUCGGGGUGAAAUUUUCAAUUUUGACACCUAUUAUCUUGGAGGAAUUCCAAUCUCACUCCGGGAAAAGUUUAAUAUAUCCACUCCUGCUUUCCGAGGCUGCAUGAAAAAUCUGAAGAAAACUGUUGGUGUUGUUAGAUUGAAUGAUACUGUAGGAGUCACCAAAAAGUGCUCAGAAGACUGGAAGCUUGUACGGACUGCAUCACUCGCCAGAGAAGGACAGCUAAGUUUCAUUGAUGUGGGGCUGUCUGACCCCAACAACUUUCAGUCUUCAUUUGGGUUUCAGACCUUUCAACCCAAUGGCAUAUUAUUAAGACAACAAAUAGGGACAAAUAACCUACAAAUCGCUCUGGAAGAUGGCCACAUUGAAUUAAGCUCUAAGGACCAUGGCACUCUUCUGAAAUCUCCCCAGACAUAUAUGGAUGGUUUACUGCAUUAUGUGUCCAUUGUAAAAGAUGAUAGGGGACUAAGGCUUCUGAUCGAUGACAAGUCUCUCAAAGGCAACCAAAGGCUAUGGAUCCCCCCAGACUCACAGCAAUCCCUACGCUUUGGUGGGAGUGAUUUUGAAGGAUGUAUCACUAAUGUAUUUUUCCAGAGGUUAGAGCAGAGUCCUGAGGUUCUCAAUUUAGUCAGUCAUACUCGGAAGGAAAAGGAGACGGUGUCCCUAGGAGUCUGCAACUUAAAUAAGCCACCUUUUCUAAUGUUGUCGAAAGGAUCAGCAAAGACCAGCACACCCAGGACAUUCAACAUUGAUAGGCUACAGCAGGAUAUGCGUCCUGCCUCCCUGAUGAAGAAAGAGGUUCAGACAAACACUCAGCACUGCCUUGGGUCAGCUCAGUCCCAGGCUUCUAAAGGAGCUUAUCAGUUUGGGGACAGUCCCACCAGCCACUUGGUAUACGCAUUCCCUAAGGAGAUGCUGAAAGACAGUUACAGGUCACAGUUUGCUGUGGAUAUACAGACAACUUCCACUGCUACAGGACUGGUGUUUUUUGUCGGGAGUAAGAGCUCCUCGAUGGUGCUUUACAUUUCAAAAGGACGCAUUGUCUUUUUGCUGAGGGCAGAAGGAAAGAAAUUGAGACUGAAAACCAAAGAGAAAUUCAAUGAUGGGAAGUGGCACACGGUCAUGUUUGGUCAUGAAGAAAGGAAGGCCCGUCUUGUCAUAGAUGGUCUAAAGGCCCAGGAAGGAAGCUUGGCUAGAAAUUCUAUCUUUACUGUCAAACCACCGCUGAUCUAUCUAGGAGCCUCUCCCAGGGUAAAACUGAAGAGCCUCCCCAAAAGCAGCUUUGUUGGAUGCCUGAGGAACUUUCAGUUGGAUGGAAAAGCCUUGGAUACCCCUUCUCAAAACUUUGGGGUAACCCCCUGUUUAGGGGGACCUCUUGAGAAAGGGGUGUAUUUCUCCCAAGAAGGCGGGCACAUUAGCUUUGAUUUCUCCUGGAUGCAGGGAAAGGAAUUUAAGAUUGUUUUAAGCAUUCGUCCAAGAAGCCUUACUGGAAUUUUAAUGCAUUUGGGAAUACAACCUGGGAAGCAUCUAAGUGUUUAUAUGGAGGAAGGAAAGGUCACUGCUUCUGUGGACAGUGGGGCUGGUGAGAUAAUGACAUCAGUCAAACCUAACCAAUCUCUAUGUGAUGGACAGUGGCACUCUGUGGCAGUCACUCUAAAGGAGAAUUUGCUGCAGCUCGACCUGGAUACAGAUAGCAGCUAUGAGACUGGACAGCUGCCCACCCUGCCUGCCAGCAGCCAGCAGCCUUUGUAUUUGGGAGGCAUCCCAGCCAACUUAACAACACUGAAGCUGCCUGUGAAAAAACCCUUCUUUGGCUGCCUGAAGAAGGUCACGAUCAACAACGUAGCUGUCUCUGUCACAAAGGCCUCAGAAGUCCAGGGAGCUGUCAGUCCGAAUGGCUGUCCUGUCCACUAACUCUAACCAGUGAUGUGCAUAAUGAGAAAGCCCUUGGAAUACACUGUGGAGAGAGCCGUCCAAGGUCCUGAAAGGGGUGGAAGUCACCUUCUUGGAUACUUACUCCCAGAUAGAAACGUUUUCCACUCUUUUCAAAAUAAUCCCAGAAUCAAGAUGUUUUCCAAAGUGGCUUAACAGCCAAUCUCAUGCUUAUUGAUGGCCCCAUAUACUCCUCUCUUAUUGGCAUUGUACAAGUCUUUGACAUCCGUGUGUAUUUAAUAUAAAAAUGUUCAUUUGGAAAGAAGAGCAAAAUAAUGUAUGUUUAUAAUGCAGAACAUAAUUUCUUAUUUGUUAAGAAAAUAACAU